GCUGUGUUACCAGACUUAUUUUUGCUGUCAAUAUUUAUGACAUCUUGCAACACACAUAUUUAGUCAACAACGCUUUUAUUUUGAAACGUCUAAGUAGAUGCAAUUUGUAGCCUAUUGAGGCUUACUUGACACUUCAACGUGAACACACACACACACACACACACACACAAACACACACCUUCGUUGCUCCAGUGUGCUGGCUCGACCCUACUACAUACAGACAGGGAAGUCUCCACACGCACAAGACUGUCUGCGGCGCACUUGUUAUCACAACAGAGAUGAUUGAAACUUGACCGGGAUUUCUGACUGUGUGAGGAACAACCAUCCCUACAGGAGGCUUCCAAUCCAGCGCUGACGGAUCCCUUCUGUGCCAACACAGAGAGGGGAUUUAGAGUCUGUGCUGCACUGGGGAAGUUCAGCUCCUCCACCAGCAGUGCUCAGAAGUAACAGCGGAAUACAAAAAGCAGCCUCUGUUUACACAGACUCAUCACGCUACCGCUUUUAUCCUCACUCCUGACCUGGCUUCUCAUCAAUUGUCUCCUGUCCUCAAGGGAAGUUUUAUCCCUUAACGACAUCUAUCACGUCAUCUCGCCUCCCCGUUUAUUCAUCUCAUAAUGAACUCCUCUGCAUCCAUUACGUCCCUAUUCUCCUUCACCAGCCCGGCGGUGAAGCGCCUGCUUGGCUGGAAACAAGGGGAUGAGGAGGAGAAGUGGGCAGAAAAGGCUGUGGAUUCUCUAGUGAAGAAACUGAAAAAGAAGAAGGGGGCGAUGGAGGAGCUGGAGAGAGCCCUCAGCUGCCCUGGGCAGCCCAGCAAGUGCGUGACAAUUCCACGGUCGCUGGACGGCAGGUUGCAGGUGUCCCACAGGAAGGGACUGCCCCAUGUCAUCUACUGCAGGGUGUGGCGCUGGCCUGAUCUACAGUCCCACCACGAGCUCAAGGCCCUGGAGUGCUGCGAGUUCCCCUUUGGCUCCAAGCAGAAGGACAUCUGUGUCAACCCGUACCACUACAGGCGCGUGGAGACUCCAGUGCUGCCGCCAGUUCUGGUCCCUCGCCAUAGCGAGUUCAACCCUCAACACAGUUUACUGGCAAAGUUCAGGAACGCCUCACUGCACAAUGAGCCUCUGAUGCCCCAGAACGCCACCUACCCCGACUCCUUUCCUGCGCUGCCCUGCUCCUCCUUCUCCUCUUCCCCCUCAUCCUCCCUCGCCCAAUCUCCCACCUCACAGAGCUACCCCAACUCCCCCAACAGCUCUGCAGAGCCUGGGAGCCCGUAUCACAUCACAGCUGAGACUCCACCACCUCCGUACAGCAUGAUGGAGACAAGCCCUCAAGAGGAUGUAAAGCCCAGCAACUCCACAGAAACCAUUAAACUCACAUUUUCAGCACCGCACAGAGAUUUACGGCCCGUAUGUUACGAGGAACCGGAGUACUGGUGUUCAGUAGCUUACUAUGAGCUCAACAACCGGGUGGGGGAAACUUUCCACGCGUCGUCCCGCAGCGUCUUGGUGGAUGGCUUCACAGACCCAUCCAACAACAAGAACCGCUUCUGCCUUGGCCUGCUAUCCAACGUCAACCGCAACUCCACCAUUGAACACACACGCAGGCACAUAGGCAAAGGUUUACACCUGUACUAUGUGGGUGGUGAGGUGUACGCGGAGUGUCUGAGCGACAGCAGUAUCUUUGUCCAGAGCCGCAACUGUAAUUUCCAACAUGGUUUCCACGCUACCACAGUGUGCAAGAUCCCCAGCGGCUGCAGCCUCAAGAUCUUCAACAAUCAGCUGUUUGCCCAGCUCCUAGCCCAGUCUGUUAACCAUGGCUUUGAGGUCGUCUAUGAACUGACUAAGAUGUGUACCAUCCGAAUGAGCUUUGUUAAGGUAUAAAGCUUCUAGUCCAACUGGAAAGAGGCCAAAAUGCCACAGAAAUAUAGAUAGUGAUCAAUUUUU
Plectropomus leopardus (leopard coralgrouper) is the source of this 1943-nucleotide messenger RNA. The record is from RefSeq and is a predicted model, not a curated record. NCBI's taxonomy places the organism in Eukaryota, Metazoa, Chordata, Actinopteri, Perciformes, Serranidae.